Molecule: messenger RNA, 1715 nt
Organism: Macroventuria anomochaeta
Lineage: Eukaryota; Fungi; Ascomycota; Dothideomycetes; Pleosporales; Didymellaceae
Exons: 3
Coding region: 424-1371 (315 amino acids)
Source: RefSeq, a predicted model, not a curated record
UCUGGUUGCGCUAACGCAAUCCUGCAAUCCUGCCACCACACUUUGUGUCACCUAUCCUUUCUCGUCCUCAACAUUUGGAGAUGCCAAUCGCUUACAUUCAAGAUGUGCACACAAAGCACAUACGGAGAAAGUCGUCUUGUGAUCGCGUCUUCACACCCUUCUGCGUCUUCCGGAACCGGAGCCUUUGGGAAAGCGUUCACGCCGGCGUACCCAGCAACAUAGAUAUUCCAAACCCCUUUCCGGUCCCAUUGACCCCGGCUUACAAUCAAUCUUGGACUUUCCUGCAGUGCUUUGCGAGCUGAUGUACGAGUUCCUGUUCAAACGUGGUGGAUCUUUGCUUCUUCACAACCACGAGGCGUACGUCCCAUUAUAGCUGUCCAAGAUUAGUCGGAAUUUCAUGUUUCUUCGUGAAUUCAGAACGAUAUGGAUGUUGUCUGUGCUGGGAUCCAGUCUGUUAAGGGCGAUUACGACUAUUCACUAUCCAUUGAUCUCCUUCCGUUGUUGAACAUCAAGUGGAAGACGACGCCCUACAACAUCAAAUUUGUUCACUCUGGAUUAUACGUCGAAGAUGACAACCAUCAUGGCCAGCGAGAUUUAUCAAACCUCUGGCCGCACUUGCCUCCGUUACAAGAAGAAGAUGAAGGGUGUCCGGUGGACCAGGUCGCAAUUUUCAAUAACCUCCUUCACACUCUUGGAGAACAAGAUACGCUGCCAAUCGGUCGAUACCACAAUUAUUAUCGUAAGCUGAACUCGAUGGAGUUUCCCUGGGAAGCUCUCGGCGGCACUGCGCGGUUUGGAGGAGUCAGUCCCUGGGGCGAAAAUGCUCCCCAAACCUUUACCCUUUCCAAAAUUGCUGUCUUCAAAUAUCCAGCUCCAGAUCCGGGCGUGAUGUGGUCUACCGUACGACAAAAUUGUACUGUCGACAUUGACACUCAAACUUUUGAGUCCAGGUACGAAGUCUUCAAACGAACCCACAAACGACACUCACACCUCACGCUCUCUGCACUCUACUGUCCCAACCGAGUCACCGAAUAUCUCUACGAUAUAUCCGAGUGCGGAGUUACGAAUUUCCGUUUUGGUAACAACGAGGCCGACCGUAUCGUUCGAAGCAGCGCGUGGACAGCGUUCAAGGAUGGAAGAGCUACUCUUGAACUCCGCGUCAGAAGUCAUCCCAGCCAGGGGGUGCAUGUGGAUCCACGACCACUCGAACGACUCCUCGAUGAUCGAGACAUAAACAACUCAAACACUCAACUAGCUUUUCGUCACGAGGAGACGAUGCCAGAGGGAACAGAGCCAGUCUCAAGGAUAACGAUCUUGCUCCUCCGUUUACGACAGCGCUUGUUCAUCUACCUGACCGACCUUCUGGACUGAGCUCCACCAUAUACUAAACCGAAGAUGUCUGUUAUUUUACUAGACAGCAAUUGGAACAUUGUCACUCAAGUUAAUGGUCCAUUGUCACCUCCACCAACUCAGGAAGACUGGAAUUUCUUCGUUGAGAACCCUGCGUCAGUUUACAACAGAAUCAAGGACAGGAUGGCUUGAGGACACAAGUACCAGUGUACGUUGCCAUACCUAAAUCCUCAUUGGUAUACCUUGGAACGUCUUGUAAUGGAGAGAGCUGCGAAGGAUGAGAGGGAGAAGAAUAUCAGCGUCUCUAUAUUGUUGAGGAUGUGCAUCAAACCCAAUGAUAAGACGAUCAUAAACUAGUCUCUUAC